AUGGUGUGCGCCGUGCCUCACUGUGGGUGUGAGACGCCACCCGCCACAACCCGCUGUGGGGCGUACUUCCAAUCCGUCGGGGCAGAGAGAAGUAAAGGACAGCGCCGUGGACCUGUAUGCGCUCCGUCCCUCUUGUUGCGGCCGUGGGUCUGCUGUGCGCAUGACUCUAUCUUGCGGUGCGACGUGGAUGGCGGUGCUUCUGCGUGCGUUGUGCGGCGGGCUUCUCUUCUCCACGUCUUUGCCCUUUUGUGUGUGGGGAAGUUGUGGGAGAGGAUGUGUGCGGGGAGUGAGUGUGGGUGGCUUCCUGCCUCGCCCUGCGCAUUGGGGGCUUCAAUACACGUGGAUUUGCUUGACGGCGUUUCGCAGCACCCAGGGCGUGGCGAGGAGGAGGAUGGGAAAGGUCUGUUGUGGACAGAGGGUGGAUGGACAGGACAGUCCCCUUCUGUGUCCUUCCCUGUGCUGUUGGCAGCACAUACUGAGAGCAUAAAUUUGCGCAAUUACAGGAGGAAACGUUUAUGCCGCUUUGUGUGUGCCACUCCAUCGUCGUCGUUGCACGCUGUCGUCACGGUGCGUUUUGGUGCGGUGCCGUCUGAUGAGGGAAGAGUGCGAUGCCGUGGCCGCUGCGCACCAAGACCAUUUAUUGCCUCUGCAUCGGCCUUUUUAUUUUUGCACUUGCAUAUUUUUCUUUUGCUUCACGAUGAAUUUGUUGGAGGGGCUUUGGCUUUGGCACCGUGCUUCAUGGCGCUUUGCCUUUUGUGUCGGUUGCGGUUUUUCCACGCGAUACUAAAGCGUUUGGCGGCCGAGGAUUUGGAUAACGUGCUCUGUGCUGCCCUCUUCUCUUUUGUCAUUGCGGCAGCGGUGAGGCUCUGCGGCUGCGUGCUCGUCGCACGUGUCGCAUCUCCCGCUGUUGCUCCCUUGCUGUGUUGGUGGGGAGUGAGCGAGCGACAGCGUUGGUGA
Molecule: messenger RNA, 957 nt
Organism: Trypanosoma cruzi
Lineage: Eukaryota; Euglenozoa; Kinetoplastea; Trypanosomatida; Trypanosomatidae
Exons: 1
Coding region: 1-957 (318 amino acids)
Source: RefSeq, a predicted model, not a curated record